Hemicordylus capensis (graceful crag lizard) is the source of this 5444-nucleotide messenger RNA. RefSeq names its product autophagy related 9A (gene ATG9A). The record is from RefSeq and is a predicted model, not a curated record. Bases 558 to 3176 code for a protein of 872 amino acids. The transcript has 15 exons. Lineage: Eukaryota; Metazoa; Chordata; Lepidosauria; Squamata; Cordylidae. Gene Ontology annotation, cellular component: autophagosome; phagophore assembly site. Gene Ontology annotation, biological process: autophagy of mitochondrion; protein localization to phagophore assembly site.
CAGCCCCCGGGAAAGAGGGGAGGGGGGAUGCCACCCCCUAGUGCACCCCCUGCCCCCUCUCGGCGGGCUUCUCUCUCCCCACUAAGUAAACAACCCUCCGGAAGGCCCCUCCCGCUCCAAGCCCGGCUCGCCCCAAACAAAACAGCCUGUCGGGACCCUGCCUGAGCUCCCCGGCGCCCCCGCCCAGUUAGCCCAGUCCAGUCUGUCUGCUCGGCCUGGCGCCGCCGCCUUUCAAAUAGACGGAGUUGGCCUCUGAUGCCUCCUCUUCGUGCACCCCGAGGUGGGGGGCAAGAUCAUUCCAAGGGUGCACAGCGAACGAUGGCCUUGCUCGCCCUGGCAGGCAGCGGGGGCCCCCCUUCUUCCCUUGCUCUCGACUCGCUGGCCUCUCUGGAGACACUGCCCUCGGGAGUGGGGGGGAAGCACAGCCCGCGAUCCAAGGCGAGGGACGGUGUGCCACUCAUGGCCAGGACGGAGCACAGACCAGGUGUUCCUGCAGCACUAGCGACAGAUGGAACAGGGCCCCUGUGACACUUGAUGCCACCCUAUUCAGUGACGCCAUGGCUCACUUUGAUACAGAAUAUCAGAGGCUGGAGACCUCAUACAAUGACUCACCCCCUGGAGAAGAGGACCUGUUGGUGCAUGUUCCUGAGGGAAGCAAGUCUCCUUGGCAUCACAUUGAGAAUUUGGAUCUCUUUUUCUCUCGUGUCUAUAACCUGCACCAGAAGAAUGGCUUCACCUGCAUGCUCAUCAGUGAGAUCUUUGAAUUAAUGCAGUUCAUCUUUGUUGUGGCCUUCACUACAUUUCUCGUCAGCUGUGUUGACUAUGACAUCCUCUUUGCCAACAAGCUGGUGAAUCACAGCCAGCACUCCAGUGAUCCAGUCAAGGUGACCCUGCCAGAUGCCUUCCUACCUCCCAAUGAGUGCAGUGCCAGGAUCCAAGCUAAUGGCUUUCUCCUCUCCAUUCUGGUGAUUGCGGGGGUUUUCUGGAUUCAUCGGCUGAUUAAGUUCAUCUACAAUAUAUGCUGCUAUUGGGAAAUCCACUCUUUUUACAUCAAUGCUCUCAAGAUUCCAAUGUCCAAUUUGCCCUAUUACACGUGGCAGGAGGUUCAGGCACGGAUCGUGCAAAUCCAGAAGGAACAUCAGAUCUGCAUCCAUAAGAAAGAACUGACAGAGCUGGACAUCUACCACCGCAUCCUCCGAUUCAAGAACUACAUGGUGGCCAUGGUGAACAAGUCACUACUACCUGUGCGCUUCCACCUCCCCCUGCUGGCCGAUACAGUUUUCUACACGCGUGGGCUCAAGUACAACUUCGAGCUCAUCUUCUUUUGGGGUCCUGGCUCACUCUUUGAGAAUGAGUGGAGCCUCAAGGCUGAGUACAAGCGGUGUAUUAACCGCCUGGAACUGGCCGAUAAACUGGGCACCCGCAUCCUAUGGAUUGGCAUUGCUAACUUCCUGCUGUGUCCACUUAUCCUCAUCUGGCAGAUCCUCUAUGCUUUCUUCAGCUACACUGAGAUUCUAAAGCGAGAACCAGGAAGCCUGGGUGCCCGCUGCUGGUCUCUCUAUGGCCGUUGCUAUCUGCGGCACUUCAACGAGCUGGACCAUGAAUUGCACUCGCGCCUCAGCAAGGGCUACAAGCCAGCCUCCAAGUACAUGAACUGCUUCAUUUCUCCCCUGCUCACUAUUGUGGCAAAGAAUGUGGCCUUCUUUGCUGGAUCCAUCCUUGCUGUCCUCAUCGCGCUCACAAUUUAUGAUGAAGAUGUGCUUGCUGUAGAACACGUCCUCACUACUGUCACAAUUCUGGGUGUGGCUGUCACUGUCUGCAGAUCCUUCAUCCCAGACCAGCACUUGGUGUUCUGCCCAGAGCAGCUACUUCGGGUGAUUCUGGCGCACAUCCACUACAUGCCUGACCACUGGCAGGGCAAUGCCCACCGUUACGAGACCCGAGAUGAGUUUGCCCAGCUCUUCCAAUACAAGGCGGUAUUCAUUUUGGAAGAGCUGCUCAGCCCCAUUGUGACUCCCUUGAUCCUCAUUUUCUGUCUGAGGCCCAAAGCUCUGGAGAUAAUUGAUUUCUUCCGCAACUUCACUGUGGAGGUAGUGGGUGUGGGAGACACCUGCUCCUUUGCCCAGAUGGAUGUGCGCCAGCAUGGGCACCCUGCGUGGAUGUCAGCUGGGAAGACGGAGGCUUCCAUUUACCAACAGGCCGAGGAUGGCAAGACUGAACUGUCACUCAUGCAUUUUGCCAUUACCAACCCACACUGGCAACCACCCCGCGAGAGCACAGCUUUCAUUGGCUUGCUUAAAGAACGGGUGCACCGCGACAGCAGCCUGGCUCUGGCCCAGCAGGGUGUCCUCCCUGACAAUGCACUCUUUGCCUCCAUCCAGUCCCUACAGUCGGAAUCAGAGCCACACAGUCUGAUUGCCAAUGCGAUUGCAGGCACCUCAGCACUGGGCUACCAGGCAGCCCGUGAUGUCCAGGCCUCACGGCAUCUCUCUGCUGCGUCUGAGGUGGCAUCUGCCCUGCGUUCUCUCCCCUCUGUUCAGUCUGCUCAGACAACCCAUGGGAGUUCCCAUGCUGAUGGGCUCCACCUCCGGGGCCCUGGUGUAAUGACAGGCUCAGGGGCUGAUGCCAGGACAGCUAGCUCUGGCAGCAGUGCUUGGGAGGGCCAGCUCCAAAGCCUGAUCCUUUCAGAGUACGCAUCUACUGAGAUGAGUCUGCAUGCACUCUACAUGCACGAGUUGCACAAGCAGCAUGCCCAGUUGGAGCUUGAGCGGCAUUUGUGGCACCGGCAGGAGAGUGAUGAAAGUGGUGAGAGUGCCCCGGAGGAGCCAGAGGCUCAGCGGGGCACUCCUAGCAGCACCAUUCCUCGCUCAGCCAGUUAUCCUUUUGCCUCUCCUCGUCAAGCUGGAGAUGAGACAGCUGCUCUGCAAGCAGGCCUCCAGCGCCGUUAUGGUGGUGUCUCAGGUAUAGCUGUGAAGGCUGAAGGGUUUCGGAUUCUGGGCCCACCUUGGCUGGUGGGACUUCGGUCACCCUGUCCUACAAAGCAUGGGUUGGCUCAAGAGUCCAUGUCCUGGACUUCAAUACCAGAUGGUAGAAGGAGUAAGGUCAGCAGUGCCUUUGUGAUGGGCGGAACUCUAACCAGACAUGCAUCAUGCCAGUGGCACGCUAGUUGUGCUUAGGCUGGAUGUGUGUGUGAUUACAUAUAUAUGUCCAUGUCUGCAUAUGUGUCGUCCAUGUUGGAGAAUCAUCUGUGACCUGCACAGAAUGCCACGGAGCACACAAGGUAGCAGGAAGCUGGGCAGGUGCUUGCCCUGCCUGAAAUGUUAUGAGGUGGGAAGAGGACCUGCUGUACAGACCCUGUUCAGAAGCAGGAACAGCUGUACCACUGUCCAGACUGCAACACAAUUAAAGAUGCAAUCAGGAGAUAGAUUUGGACUCAGGAAAAGAAGGGCUGUGAGAGAUUAUUUUUGUAAUAGGAAUGGGGCACAGGCUUCCUCCAGUGGCAGAGUCUGACUCUGAUGAAGCUUUUCUGAAAAAAGGGUGUGUAUCCUCCCCUCUGCUUUACCGUUCACUCACGAACAUUGAAUCCAAGCCAGAAGGAGCACCCUGCAGAGUCACCGCUGCCGCCGCCGCCACCACCACCACCACCCACGAUAGGAGUUGCCUUCCCGACAGCACAACUGGUUCUGCUCUGGGGCCACAUCUACUUCACAGGGUAGUGGGUCCUAUUACAGCAUCAAAGCACAGGCUUAGAAGGGUAACACUCCACUUCCAUACCAGAGUUUACUUGAGUCAGUACUGAAGUGAAUGAAGUAAUCUUCACAUCAAACAGUGCUGAACUAAAGAGCCUCAUUCUCCAGAGAGGUGGCUGUGUUCUGAGGAAGCCCCUUGCUUUCACCUCGUUAACCCUGUUAGGGCUUAUAAUCAAGUAUGAGGUUCUGAUUAUGUACUAUACUUGGGAGUAUUGGGUGGGUGAGUAGAGGGAGGCAGUGCUUGUCUGCAUCAUCAUGCAAUUUUAAUAUCCCCCUGGUCCCUAUCACCUCAUUGAGUGCUUCUCCCAGCUGGUGCUGUCCCUCUUGUGUUGGGUGCCUUGAUGAUAACCAUUCAGCUCUCAUGAAAGUGCCAGUAAGAGAUGGGGCACUGCAUGCCAAACAAUCCUCCCACCAUCUAUAAAUUGGGCUGGACUUCCAAGUUCUUAUUCGGGGGUGGGGGUGGGGGCGCUGGAUCUUGCUCUGCUUGACAAGACACUUUUGUGCUGUUUACGGAAGUUCAGCUGGUUCUUCCGUUCUAUCUUUGCACCUACUCCACUGCCCUUUUCACCUUUUUAUGAGCUAUCUGGUCCUGGCCCAGCAGCAAGAGACCUCAUGGUAUGCCUAGCAAGUUUUACAAAUAAUCCUUUCUGGACAACCAGUAAGAGCACUGCAUCCCAGGAGGGUGUGGUAGAGUUUAGCCAAUUAAUGCAUGGAUAAACACUAGCUCUCUUUUGUAGCUACAAGUCCCAACAGGCAUGGUCAACCCUGUAAUUUAACUCCUUCCCUCUUCUCUGGGUCUGACUCCAAACUUGUAACACUUCUUAACAAUGGCUGCUGCAACCUCCUGCAGCCAUUUGCCAAACCCACUCUGGGAAAAGAGGUUAUUCAUAUAAACCCUGUGCCACCAAGGGUGGGCACAAGUUAGCUGCAUGGAGAUCCCCAGAACUAUGGGCUAACUUUAGAGCGGCAUUGAGGGAUUUGGAUGCAAGGACCACUGAGAACAUGAGAAAGAAAGAGAAGUUAUUUGUUUAGCAAACAUGGGAUUGAUUUCAUCUGCUAGUUCGCUACUUCCCAAAAGAUUACUCCUGUAAUGAGCGCUGUUCUUUCUCCCCCUGACAUCCCCAUAAUAGCUUUACAAGGGGGAGACUCUUGGUGCUCCAGGGUUGGGUGCUGAGGGAGGAAGCAAGCAGCCCCAACCAUCACUGCUGCUCUAGGCUACUUGAAAGCUCUUCUGUAAAGAGUUUAGAAGUAGGGGUGAUGUUGGGACACAGCCUUGUUCUCACUUUCUUAGAUGCUGGUGCAUUUUAGGGAAAGCCGAACUGAUGGCACAUCUCCCCAGACUUUAGAAAGGAGGUAGCACAGCAUCGGUUGAAACCUGGAUAUGUGCUGGCCAUGUUCUACAGGUAUUGGCCCCAGAACAGGUGGCCCUGCUUGAUCCUCAUGGAAAUAUUUGCAGCCUUGGUCUAGUAAUGAAGAAGGGACAUGGGCAGGGGGGAAGUGCCAGCAGCCAUGAAUUGUGCUUGUCUUUGUUUCAUCUCUGUGUGCAUGGCACAGCCACCUGCUGUUUUAUUUGUGGCACUAGAAAGGCCAAACUGUGAGUAUAUGGGGCAUUGUGAGUGGUUUGUAAAGCAGAGCUUGUGUCUGGCAUCCUGUAUAGUGCUGUAUCUUACUGAAUAAAGAGGGGUGUUCCACUUA